AAACACCCUAUUUAACCUCCAAACCAUAAGUAACACAAGCACCAAAGGAGGAGGAAGCAUAAUUGAAAGAAGAGAGAAGAUGGCCAGCAUUUGGGUUUCAAUGAGCUUGAUAAGCAUGGCUGCCAUGACACAGAUGGCAGCGGCCCAAAGCACUUCAUGCUUGAACCAGCUCCUGCCUUGCCUUAGCUACCUCAACUCCACCACAACUCCUCCAAGCACUUGCUGUGAACCCCUCAAGUCCAUCAUAAACUCAGAUCCCCAAUGCCUUUGCUCAAUGCUGAAGUCCGGAAUGUCAGGCAUCGACAUGACCCAAGCUGCACAAUUGCCCUCCAAGUGUGGUGUGAACGUCAAUGCUGCAACUUGCGAUGUCGCCAGUUCUAGUCCCAGCUCAAGUCCUUCCCCCAACACUCCCACAAGCAGGACCACUCCCACAAGCACCACCACAGUGCCAAGUUCUACCAAUGACAGUUCCUCAUCGAAUUUAAUACCAGUCCAUGCCCUUGCCGUAAUCAUUCAGAUAAUCGGAAUUGUAUAUAUCCUAUUCUAAGGAUAUAAUCCGGGCCAUUGUUUGAUAUUCACGCCACAUGGCAUGUAGAUUUGGUUUCAAAUUCUUUUUAGUAAUGAUUUGUUUUUUAAUUUAAACUAGUCAUUUUGUCCUGCCCACAUUGCUUUCGAGAAUAUUUAGGUUUAAUUUCAUGAGAGCUCCUCCACUGGAGCUCUAGAUUGUUCAGGUUCCCCUUUGUAGUUCCUAUGUUACAGAAUAAAGGUUGAUUGUUUUUGUGAUGAGUGAUAAA
Molecule: messenger RNA, 794 nt
Organism: Amborella trichopoda
Lineage: Eukaryota; Viridiplantae; Streptophyta; Magnoliopsida; Amborellales; Amborellaceae
Source: RefSeq, a predicted model, not a curated record